Mastomys coucha (southern multimammate mouse) is the source of this 2017-nucleotide messenger RNA. It is a transcript of the gene Tapbpl, whose product is annotated as TAP binding protein like. The transcript has 7 exons. The record is from RefSeq and is a predicted model, not a curated record. NCBI's taxonomy places the organism in Eukaryota, Metazoa, Chordata, Mammalia, Rodentia, Muridae. The coding region runs from base 316 to 1656 and encodes 446 amino acids.
ACUGGGGAAUCUGGCUCCACCCCAUCUCCAGCCUUCUCCUUGGGGCUGAUGGGAAACUUGAUGUGGUGAUAUGAGGUUUUGAAACCACCUGGGGAUUUCUUGGAUGCCGAGUGGACCUUAGGGAGAGCAGAGCUGGCUGCUGCAGUUACUGGCCGUAGGGAGGCAGUCGAAGUGAAAGUGAAAGAGAAACGGAUAAGAACACAGACGGCAGGUGCUAAGCGAGGGUGCUCAUAGAAUCCCCUCUUCAGCCAGAGAUCACUGGCAGGGGAACUGUGGAGAAGGCAAGCAGCGAGGAAGAGCCUGAGAGUAGCCUCCAUGGGCUCGGAGCCCAGCUGGUAUCUGCUGCUCUGUUUGGCUGUCUCUGGAGCGGCAGGGACUGACCCUCCCACAGCAGAAAGACGGUGGCAGCCCACGGACAUUGUCUUAGACUGCUUCUUGGUGACAGAAGACAGGCAUCGAGGGGCUUUUGCCAGCAGUGAGGACAGGGUUAGGGCCUUGCUUGUGCUGAAGCAGGUACCAGUGCUGGAUGAUGGUUCCCUGGAAGGCAUCACGGAUUUCCAAGGGAGCACAGAGGCCAAACAUGACUCGCCUAUUAUCUUUGAGGCCUCAGUGGACUCGGUACAGAUCCCCCAGGCGGAAGUUUUGCUCCACGCUGACUGCAGCGGAAAGGUGGUGACCUGUGAGAUCUCCCCUUAUUUCCUCCAGGCCAGACAAGAGGCCACUUCUGAGAAAGCGCACUGGUUCAUCAGCAACAUGCAGGUAUCUAAAGGGGGGCCCAGUGUCUCCAUAGUGAUGAAGACUCUAAGAGAUGCUGAAGCUGGAGAUGUCUGGCAUCCUACGCUGAAACUACCCCUGAGCCCUGAGGGUACAGUGAAGACUAAAGUGGAGUUCCAGGUGACAUCAGAAACCCAAACCCUGAAUCCCCUGCUGGGGUCCUCUGUCUCCCUACGCUGCAGUUUCUCCAUGGCACCAGGCCUGAACCUCACUGGCGUGGAGUGGCGGCUGCAGCAUAAAGGCAGUGGCCAGCUGGUAUACAGUUGGAAGACAGGGCAAGGGCAGGCUAAGCGCAAGGGCGCUACACUGGAGCCUGAGGAGCUACUCAGGGCUGGAAAUGCCUCUCUCACCUUACCCAACCUCACUCUAAAGGAUGAGGGGAGCUAUAUCUGCCAGAUCUCUACCUCUCUGUACCAAGCUCAACAGAUCAUACCACUUAGCAUCCUGGCUCCCCCCAAAGUACAACUGAACUUGGCAAACAAGGAUCCGCUGCCUUCUCUUGUCUGCAGCGUUGCUGGCUACUAUCCUCUGGAUGUGGUGGUGACGUGGAUUCGAGAGGAGCUGGGUGGAAUUCCAGCCCAAGUCUCUGGUGCCUCCUUCUCUAGCCUCAGACAGAGCAUGAUGGGAACCUACAGCAUUUCUUCCACGGUGACAGCCGAGCCAGGCCCCACAGGUGCCACUUACAUCUGCCAAGUUGCCCACAUCUCCCUGGAGGAGCCCCUUGCAGUCAGCAUGAGGGUUUUGCCAAGCACAGAGCAGAGAGGAGCCUUUGGAGUGAUCGUGGCCAGCAUUGCCUUCCUUUUGGCACUGCUGCUCCUGGGAUUUCACAGACGCCAAGCUUCUUCAUCAAGAUCCACCAAGGCCAUGAGGCACUCUGGAUAGCCACUUGCCUGCCUCUGAGUACUAAGUACAGUACUCAUGUUCUGACACCUAAAGGACCCUGUGUUGAGGUGUGAGCUGAGAUGGGCCUGAGGGCAGCAGCACAUUGGGAGUGAGGUACUGGCCCUCAUUUGUACAAGUCUCUGCUCCCUGUACUAUUGAGAAGAGAACCCUGGGCUGAUGAAAAGGGACAGGACAAGAGGAGGGCAGAAAUAUCAAAGCGGAGGCUAACGCCAUCUAUGUGAGGUGUUAAGAAACUGGGGGUGGGAGGCUGGGCACAAGGGAGGGUUACCUAGAAAGGGCUCUUGCUUCUCAAAGGAGAAGGAGGAGUGGGCUGGGGCUGGGGCUGGGGGUGGGGGUGUCU